Messenger RNA from Symbiodinium necroappetens, 1092 nucleotides. Lineage: Eukaryota; Dinophyceae; Suessiales; Symbiodiniaceae. The record is from the annotation of a GenBank genome assembly.
AUGGACCGAGCCCUCACGCCGGAGCAGUCUGGGCAAAGCCCUUGUUUGCUCCAGCAUGAGCCAUGUUACAUACAGGACAUGUCGACGAACGGCACCCGCCUGAAUGGCAAGCGCCUGCCGAGACCACCAUAUAAGCAUCCGAUGGAUGCCCGGGUACGAAUCUUCCACGGCGACGAGCUGGUCCUGUCUCUCACACCGGAGGGAGAGGAGCUUGGCUAUGUUGGGAGCUCAGACGUGGCAUUCGUGGCGGAAGUCAUGCAAAUCAGGUGCCAACCGCUCCCAUACCUCACACAGCGGCGUCGGGAAGUCGGCUUGCCCUGGGUGGCAGCGCCGGACGGGGUCGAUGUCCUGCUCUUCGUCAUGAAGAAAGAGCGAGUCUCCUCUGCCGAGCAGGAGACCCUGGCAUAUGUGACGCAGUUGCUCUUUGGCCCAGAGUGCUUGCCAAACCUCUACAUGGUCAUCACGCGGGCUGGGCGCCUCGCGCGGGACGCCGAAAGCCGCGAGCACUGGCUGCAGGAACAGGUGGCGUCUUCGCCCCAGUUUGCUGCUAUGGUCGCGCUGCUUGGGCCAGCUCCUCUUUCACGCUUGCUCUUCGUGGAGAAUGCAGAUAUGGCAGAGGCAGAGAGCCCGGAGGAGAUUCAUCUUGCCGAGAGCCGGCGCUCCAAAGCCCUCCAGGAUCUGCACUCCUUGCUCCAGAGACACCAUGCCACUCCGUUCAGGCAUGGAAUCAUGCAUCGAGCUGGACAGCUGCAGGCAGCCCAUCUGGCCGAGCUGCGUCGCGAGCUUGAGAGCAAGCUUGAGGCAGAGAUGCGCGCAGAGCUCACCAAGGACCGGGGAGCCUUGGAAGCAGAGCGACUGCGUUUCCAGCAAGAGGUGGAGGGGCAGCGCAGGGAGCUGCGUGAACAGGAGGAGGAGCUUCGGCGCCGGCUGGAAGCUGAGUGGUCCAGGAUGCGCUGGGAGUUCGAACGACAGGCCAAAGAAAGAGCUCGUCAGGACUUGGAGAAUGUGGCCAAAGAGAUUGUCGAGCAAACUGAAACGGAGGUAGUGCAACAGACAGGAGCCAAGCGAGGAAGACGAUGCAAUGUCAUGUGA